AAUUUAAGUAUGGGUAAAUUUUAUCUGAUCUUUUUUUUUUAUGAUCUCGUUGUACUCCCCCUCCUUAUUCUUUGGCUGAUUAAUACUUUUAAAAAAGUCUAGUAGGAAUUUUGUCUUUCUUUUUCUUCUUUUUUCUUCUUUGUUUUGUAAAUAUAAACAUGUCCUUCAAAGAAAACAUUACAGAACAAACGCCACUUUUAUCCCCUUCUUCUUCCAAUAAUUGCUGUUCAGAAAACGAUUGCUGCCGAAACAAAAAGAAUGAUGUAGCAGUUGACAUCAAUACAGGACAAGACGACCUAACAUGUCAACUAUCAAAUAAGCCAUGGAAAUACAAAAUAGUUGCUCUGUUAUGUGCUAUGUUUUUAGCAAUGGGCAGCCAUUUUGCAGCACAUACUUUAGGCGCCAUGAAGUCGACUAUUAAAAAGGAAUUUGGUAUUUCGAAUUCGCAAUAUGGCAUACUUCAGUCAAGUGUCUCAAUUGUCAAUACUAUUUUACCACUUAUUGGUGGCAUAUUUAUUGAUGCAUUUGGUACUAUCCCUGGCUCUAUUAUGACAACUGUCUUGAUUGCUACUGGAAAUAUUUUAGUAGCUGCUUCUACGUCAACAGCUAACCUGUCCAUGAUGAUCUUGGGUCGCAUCCUGUACGGUAUUGGAAGUGGUACAGUCGUCAUUGUUCAGGAAACCAUUCUCAGUCAAUGGUUUCAGGGUCGGAGCCUUGCAGCUGUAAUAGCCCUGAUGAUGACCAUCAGCAGACUAUCAUCCUUUUUAGCACAAGCAACUGUUGUGCCCAUUGCGGAUUGGUCAGGCUGGUAUGGCUAUGGUUUCUGGUUUUCUGCUUUCUUGUGUGUCUUUUCACUCCUUGUUAAUCUGAUUUAUAUUGUCUUGUUAAAAGCUGUCUCUGACUUUGAUCAAAAACAUUGUCAAGUUCAACAGCAAGUCAUUGAACGCAAAAAGUCAUUUAGUUGGUCCAAACUUAUGUAUUUACCACAUUCUUACUGGCUGAUUGCCUCUAUGGAAUUCUUGCUGGGUGGUGCUUGGGGCUGUUUUCUUCAUAUCAAUAGCGAGUUUGUUAAAUUCCAAUUUGGUUAUCCAGACUCUCAAGCUGCUGCAGUCGCAAGUGUUGCUCAACUCUUACCUAUUUUUUUGAUGCCCGUUUUAGGUCUCUGUGUUGACAAAUUUGGCAAGCGUACAUGGAUGAUGAUGGGUGCUGGUAUUACGUUCUUAGCAUCUAUCUUAUUGCUUCAGUUCACCAAGUUAAAUCCUCUUUUGGGCAUGAUUAGUUUUAGUAUGAGUCUGACCCUUGGUCCUGUUGCACUUGUGUCUUCCAUUCCCGUGAUUUUACCUCUCUCUUUAGUGGGCACGGGUAUGGGUCUAGUCAAAUCAGGCACUAACAUUGGCGCUUCUCUGUUUGACAUUAUCACCGGCCUACUUCAAGACCAUGAUGUCAAAAAAGGUUACAGAGGUGUUAUGGUGUUUUUUGUUUUAAUCGGCAUUCUGUCUGUCUUGUCUAGUGUCAUUUUGUUUGUUUUAGAUCGAGCCAUCUAUGGAAACACACUGGAUGCUCAUAAAUCAACCAACAUCAACUCAGGCAGAAAACGCCUAUUGUUAAACAAGAAACUCAAGAUCAAUUAUCUUUAUGGCGGUAUUUAUGUGGGCCUCAUCAUUACUAGUUGGAAUCUUUUUUUCCGUUUUGUACUUUUUUAAUGUGUUAUCAUCAUAAGGAUAUAAAAG
This is a messenger RNA of Gilbertella persicaria, 1730 nucleotides long. Its product is annotated as major facilitator superfamily domain-containing protein. The record is from RefSeq and is a predicted model, not a curated record. Gene Ontology annotation, molecular function: transmembrane transporter activity. Gene Ontology annotation, biological process: transmembrane transport. The transcript is spliced from 7 exons. The coding region runs from base 159 to 1703 and encodes 514 amino acids. NCBI's taxonomy places the organism in Eukaryota, Fungi, Mucoromycota, Mucoromycetes, Mucorales, Choanephoraceae.